Molecule: messenger RNA, 6561 nt
Organism: Bemisia tabaci
Lineage: Eukaryota; Metazoa; Arthropoda; Insecta; Hemiptera; Aleyrodidae
Gene: axo
Product: axotactin
Source: RefSeq, a predicted model, not a curated record
GAGCGGGCUCGGCAGUUGCCGGCCGUCGCGCGAACGCGAAACGUGUAUCAGAACGUGCGUCUCCGCGCCCGAUGACGUUAGAGGCUUCAGUGACUAAUAACGCCCGAUAACGCCCUAAUAACGUCGAUUAGCGCCGUCUAUUGUUCCCUAAAAUUCUACUAUGGGUCCAAGUUUUUUCGGGUGACGGUAGUGCACGCGAUGGUCGUCUAUUUCCCGACACGAUCUUUCAGUUCACAGUGAUAAUGAAGUCGCCGUAAUGAACCCUACUAAAAAUGAAUGUACAGUUUGCGGUUUUGUUUGGAUUGUUUGCGCAUUCCUCGAUGAAAAAUUCCGUCGGAUGUUCCAACGAGGUAUCGUUGGAUGAUUUAAGUGCUAUAUCCUUCCUGAAGAAUUCCCAGUUAUUCACCAAUUAUCCAGAGAUGCUCCAAGAAUAAUGCCGUGUUAUUUGUGAGGGAUUAGACAUUUCAAGUGCGCAGCUGACUCCAAGUGGCCUCUUAGCGAGAACCCGCACAAUUAACAUCCGUCGAUUUCAGGGGCCUGAGGUAGUACUAUGAAUGCUGUGACAAUAUGGACCGCAGCAGCAGCAGUUUUAGUCAUUUGCUUAGAUACAACAAAAACUCAAGAAUCCGACAGUAUUUUAGCGUCAGAGCAAUCAAGUCCACCUGUAAAUUCUACAAAAAAUCCAAGAAAAGGCACAAAUUGGUAUCCUGAGAAAGGAGUAGAGACUUCGCAGAAUGAUUCCUCUGUACCUUCCCCGUCUUUAGGGAAUCAAAACAAGGUGCUGAUUUCGCAUCAGAAUAGUACCGUCAAGCCGCUAGUUCCUCUGCAAGACAGGGGGGCUGAGCUCACAUUUUACGAGACGGGCGACCAAAAGGUGUUCAUGAUGGCUAAAAGUAACGCCUUCAUUCAACUCGACGGCAACCGGAUCCCCACAUUUCAACUAAGGUUAUGUCGAGAAAUCUCAUUUCAGUUUCGCACUCGUCUUCCACAUGGUUUACUCGUAUACCACAGUGUCAAAGACAGGCCAGAACAGUUGGAUCCAUAUGCUCUCUACGUUAUUGUAGAGAAAGGACAGCUCAAAGUUGUUCACGUGUUCGGAAAGUGGUCCACAUCUGUUAUAGUAGGAGAAGGUCUCAACACGGACAAAUGGCACAGCGUGAUGGUGCGGAUCGACGUUCAUGGGGCUCGGCUCAUCGCGCGAGUGGAUGAAAUGCAGCAAGAAAUCGGUCUCCAAGGACUCCAGGUUGCUAAACCUUACGGUAUUACGUACGACCUCACAUCUGUGGUUCUUAUCGGAGGAUUAAGCCCCGAGGAGAAACUGCACGGAGUCAAAUAUAUUAUAGAGUCCUUUGUUGGUUGUAUAAAGGACAUGGUGUUGAGUGCCGGAAAAGCCGCUUCAGAUCUCCUCCCGAUCGAACCUUUGAUCGCAACUAAACAUGACAAUGUACAAGAAGGCUGUAUAAACAAGUGCCGCACUUACGAGAAUUUAUGUUUUGUUGGAAGUCAGUGUAUCAAUCAUUACAAUGAACUUUCUUGCGACUGUUUUGGUACCCACUACGAAGGAGAACAAUGUGACAUUUACACUGCCACAAUUCUCACAUUGAGAGGUUCAUCUUACGUUUCUUAUCGAGUCUAUGACUGGAAGGACAGGGUGCAUUCAAGUAAAAACAGAAUUAGCCUUCAGUUCAAGACGCGGUUUGACGACUCGGCGUUGUUCUACGCGAGCGGAGAGUCGCCGCAACACCACCACAUCGCGGUGUCCAUCGCAGGCGGGAGCGUGAUAGUGGAAGUGGAGCUGGGGAGCGGCGGCCCAGUCGUUGCCACCCUCGGCGAGUACAUCAACACGAACCAUUGGCACAACCUCACCAUCUCGCACGACGACACCACCGUGAGCAUAGUCCUCGACCAGUUCGCCCAAGUCCUCACCCUCCAAGGACCCAAGCUCUACCUCUACAUCGACCCGGAGAUCUACAUCGGCGGAGGCCCCGAGCUCCACAAAAAGAAAGGUUUAAAGUCUUACAACAACUUUGCGGGAUCACUAAAGUAUGUUUUUUUCAACGAGAUUUCAAUAUUAUAUGAGCUUCGACGCGGUAACCCAAAAGUGCAUUACAUUGGUAUGCUGGAUCCAGAGUUUACAGAAGCGGAAGUCGAGACCAUCCCCAUUACAUUCCCGUUUCCUUUUUCACAUGUUUGGUGGCCGAACUCGUAUCAGGAUAACCUCGAGCUCCAAUUCGACUUCAAGAGCAAGAAGAACAUGGCCAUCCUUGCCGCAUUUGAUUCGAACAUCACCAAUGGUGAAGGUUCAUGGGAGAUGAAAGUUGUCAAUGACGAGAUUCGAUUUGAGCUCAGCUCAGAUCAAAAGAAGAAUAUAACGACACUUGUUUCAGUGAAAUUUGAUUCAAAGCAAGCUUGGCAUACGAUUGAACUAAUCUAUUCCAUUGGACAACUUCGGUUGACUGUUGACUUCAAGCAUCGACAGGUGGCGGCUCUGCACAUCCCUUUCUCAUCUAAUGGCAGGAUUAUAAUCGGGAGCGGAGCGAAGAAAACCAACUUGGGGCUCGUCGGAUGUGUGAGACAGAUUCACAUCAACGGGACACUGUUGGAACCACGGUUCUUGGUCAGGUCCCCACAUAAGGUGGGCCAAGUCUCGAUCGAUGACUGCAAACUGGUCGAUCCGUGCACCCGACCAAACGCCUGCGAGCACAAUGGCAAGUGCUCCAUAAAAGAGGACAACGUCACCUGUGACUGCAAGGGAACCGGCUACAUCGGCAAAAACUGUCACUUUGCUGAGUACAGGAAAACUUGUGAGGAACUGGCACUGCUAGGGUACACGAAACCCGACGUAUAUUUGAUUGACAUCGAUGGAAAUGGACGUUUUCCUCCAGCCCACGUUAAGUGUGAAUUUCAGUCACCAGAAGACUCAACGAAAACGAUUGUCGAACAUAACUUACCCAGUCAAAUUGAUGUGCGGGGUGCGAACGAAAUCGAUUUCAGCUUUAACAUAACUUACAGAGAAUUUACAGCGGAAAUGCUCACAGAGUUGAUAUCACACUCGUUGAACUGCAGUCAGUACAUCAAAUAUGACUGCUAUAAGGCACCUUUGGAUCUCCACUCGGCCACCUGGUUCGUAUCGGCUGCUGGCCAGGGCACCACUUCAACCGUCGACUUCAUUGGUAACGUCAAACGAGGCGCUUGUCCGUGUGCAGUUAAUAGGACUUGUGUGAACCCGAAUCAAUCGUGUAACUGCGAUAUAUCCGAAAACAAAUGGCACUCGGACGAAGGAUUCUUCAUAACGCCUAGCAGUCUGGGCAUUACUCAAAUGGUAUUUCUUCAACAGGAUGAUCUUUACGACGAUGCCCAGGCUCGAAUCACACUUGGACCUCUAGAAUGUGUUGAAACAAAUACACAAAAGUAUGUGGUGACCUUUACGACAAGUCAAUCUUACAUUGAAGUCCCUGGAUGGAGGAAGGGUGAUAUUGCAUUCAGUUUCCGAACCACUGGUGAAAAAGCUAUACUUUUGUAUCAACCACCAAUUCGACCAAACUAUCCUUCUUUCAUGGUGGCUCUAACUAAUGAUUUUACACUGACAUUUACUUUCACUUUGAACAACGGGCGCCCGCGGGAGCUAAAAGUGAAGUCACAGAGGCGACUAAACAACGGCGAGUGGCAGAAAAUAUGGAUUGAUUACAAUCAACAUCAUGUGAGGUUCAUGAUCAACACGGACUACGAGAUGAUUGAUCUUCUGCCGGAGCAACAAUUCGGUCCGUUUGAGGGAAGUAUGUUCAUUGGCGGCGCAACUGAAGAGCUGUUACAAGAGAGCUCAGUUCGCCAAGGACUCAUUGGUUGUUUCCGCGGUUUGGUGGUUAACGGAGAGAUCCUGGACAUUUACUCGUACAUGAGCGUGCAUCUCUCAGAGAUCAUCAAAGACUGCAAACCGUCCUGUGACCCAAACCCUUGUCAGAACGGCGCCGAGUGUAAAGAACUGUGGAGCAAAUUCCAGUGCGUUUGUGAAAAUUCGUGGGCAUAUUCCGGCACAUACUGUGAAACAAACAUCAAUGUAAAUGGAUUGACUUUUGUAAAAGAAGAGGCGUACUUCCGGAAGAACUUUUUGAUUUUCAACAUAUCUGAUGCUGAUCGGACAUUAUUUGGAGAUUUGCUGCGGGAAACAACACUGCUCAACUUGCGGACUUACGAUAAAAAUUCGGUCGUCCUUUUUGCUAAUGACCAUUUGAAUAAUUUUGUAUUGAUUUAUAUAAGUAAUGGGACGACCGUAAAUUUUCUCUUCAACUAUGGGAAUCGCAUCAAAAACAUCACAAUCGAUUAUCAAGAUCUAAAUCAAGGAAAUUCUGUUCAGUUAGCUAUCGUACGCAAAUCCAACGAAACGGUUCUCUACGUUAACAACCGAAACAAUUCUGUCCCGGUCGGUGUCAAACUCUUGACUCAAUACUCAAACAAACCCUGGGUGAACCCAGAAAAAGAGGUCCUCGCUCCGCAAAGGCCACUGGCUCCACCAACAGAAUACUUUCAAGUCAACAUUGGAGGAUAUGACGUGGAAAAUAUAUUGUACGGUAGCAGUGCUUCGAUUCGUUUGAAUGGUUACGUCGGAUGUAUUAGGGGCCUAAAAAUCGGUAACAACGUCGUUGAUCUCGUUCAGCAAGUCAACAAAUCGCAGCCAGCUGAGACGGCAGGUAUCAUUAGUGGUUGUCAAAUGAAAUGUGAUGAAAAACCAUGCAAAAAUAAGGGCGUCUGCAUAGAGGACUUUCUGAAAUUCGAGAGUACCUGUGAUUGUGAACUUACUUCCUACUAUGGAGAAUUCUGCGGUCAAGAGAAAGGGGCUGAUUUUGGAGGUGAGUCUGUUCUUCAAAGGAAGUUCAAUUUGGUAGGAUCAGUCUCGCAGGUCAAAGUUCAGUUGGCAUUUUCGAGCAGUGACGAUAAAAAAGAGAGAAAUCAGGUGUUGCUGCUUUUACAGACGGAGAAUAAGAGGAGUUAUUAUUUACUGAUAGCCUUGAAUGCUGAAGGCGAGCUAAUUUUUGAAGAAGACAGAGAAGGAGCCAGUGGUGGAUACGGAGCCCGCAUCAAGUAUCGCUACUUCCUGAAUGGAGCACGACACUCAGUAUAUUACAAGCGAACAGCAGAAAAAGCUUGGUUAAUGGUGGACAGAGAACAGGUGCCAUUAGUUCCCAUUCCGGUUCUAAGUUUGACAGAUGUUCCUUUGGAUAAAAACAUCGGGACGAAUGAAGUCCAAAUCGGAGGAGUGAACACGUCUGAUCCUCGAUUCGCUGCAUACAAAAGUUACAGUGGAUGUUUAUCGAAUGUAUUCUUAGAAGUGAACGGUGUGACUAUGAAACCUUUGGACGAAUACAUGCUCUUCACGAAAGGCGGCGAGGAAGUGACGGUCAUGAAUUCCCAAGGUGUGAGAAGCGCUCAAUGCGCAUUUUUUGAUGUCAACAAUAAACCACGUAUAGGACCCUCCUUCAAUUUCAGCGCUAGAGCCGAGCAGACAUGGGCUGAGGAUCCUCCCGAAAAGAAAGAGUUCAAAUCUCUUUACUCCGAUUUACCUGUUAAAGAAGAAGGAGCUAGUAGAGUGGUUUUCAUCAUCAUGACUUCCGUAUUUUUUACCAUCAUCAUCGCUGUGUUGUAUCACGUUUAUCGGAACCAUCUGCAAUGGAAGAAGCGGAAACAGCAAGAGAUAGAUGCAGAUAUAUUAUGGCAGAAGGGCCAGUCAGUGCAAUUUAUGGAACCCCUCAUGCCACCCACAAUAAAAAUUACCUCUUACCAAAAAAUUUCAACCGGUGAUGAACCACCGAGCAAAAUAGCGUAUAACGGCGCCGAGCUGAAAAUAUUGAAUAAGAAUGACUACAAACAAAUCACACCAACAUCAGUGGUUCGAUUUAGGACUAGUGAAGAUGAAGACUCGAACGGGUUGAAAGAAAACAACAAAAUAAUAGAAAAAGAAAUUAUUUGGGAGUCAAUCGAGGAAGAAAAUGAACAUCUUCUCGAAGAGGAGGCGGAAAACUUGGGAGGCUCCGAAAAGGAGGCUGACAGUGAAAUGAAGGAGGGAGAUGAGGAUAGGAUCAGCUCGAAAAGCACUUAUUCAAUCGCUACAACGGAAGGAACCGAUGAUGUAGAGACAUCGACUGCCUCAAGUGAAUACAGUUCGAGUAUCAGGGGACUAAAAAAAUCUCCACGAGUGAAAAUACCCGAUGAUACCACCAGGCAAGUUUCAAUACUACCACCGACAACAAAAGAUCGAUGCAAGGCUGUUUCUGAGCGAAUUUUGGCAUCGGCGUUGUUUUCUCAAGAUAACAGAACGUUCAAUAACCCCAUUAGUUACUUAGGAGGUCCCGUGACUGGGCAAUCGGCACAUUCGUACGAGAGAAGCACUAGCAAAGAAUCAAUGAUAUCGUUGGAUUAGUAACAAAAUUGUCGAUGAUGAACUCGUGCCUUAUCUCUUUCUCUAAUAAGAUCCCCUCUUCCAUUCAUAGAUUACUGACACACUGGCCAUGACUGUAAAUAAAUGCUCAAAAUGUAAAAAUUCCAACACAUGACGUGUCCCCUGAA